UCCAUUUUUCUCCCCCGUGCUUUGCCGUCAUUCUUUCGCCGUUUCCACUUCCUGCAGUCCUUCCCAUGAAGGGUCUUCACCUUUUUCAUCGACAAGUCGCGUCUUCUCCUACAGCUUCUUCCACCCGCAGCUUCCCUCGUUGUCACCCAUUUUGCCGUUAAAAGAACGCGAUUUUUCUGAAACCUUCAACCACUUCCCUGUUUGCGCCGCCCCUUUAAGAAGAAGCCGAAGAUGGUCUUCUUCCGUAGUCUCCUGCCCCGUCUCCAAACACUGAGACAUCCGCCGUUUCGUGCCUCUCCGCGCUAUUCAGAUUUCACCAGGAUGAAAGGGAAGGUCGCUCCGUUGCAAGAGAGGAAAAUGGUCGACAGGAUCAAGCUAUGGGUGAAAGGAGGAGAGGGAGGCAAUGGGUGUGUAAGCUUUCGACGGAGCAGACAUGACCGCCGAGGACGAGCUGAUGGAGGGAAUGGUGGCAAAGGUGGAAAUGUUAUUCUCGAGUGCUCUGCAUCAGUAUGGGAUUUAAGUAACUUACAGCAUCACUUGAAUGCAAAAAGAGGGGGCAACGGAUUGUCCAAGAACAAAAUUGGUAGCCGAGGAACAGACAAGGUGGCGCAAGUACCAGUUGGCACUGUGAUCCAUUUAGUUAGAGGCCAGUGCCCUUUAAUCGUAGAAACAAUUCCAGAUAGAGAUCUGCAACCAUGGGAAAUUCCUGAUGAUGCUGAAGUUGAUAACUGCUCAUCUGAUAAGAAAUCUGGCACUACUAUUGAACGUAUUACAAGGCAUGAAAGGACUACUAGGUCGCCACCCAGAUAUGAUGCCAAAGAAAAUUCUUCAAAAGUAAAUGACAAACUCCUUCUCCGUGCUGAUGAAGAAGUUGAAGCUCAAGCCAAAGAAUGUUCUUCAUAUUCAGAUCAAUCUGAUACUGAAGCUGAAAGCAUGAUGUCUCAAUAUGAAUUAUCUGAAGAAGAAACUGAAGAAGAAACUGAAGAAGAAACUAUGUGCCAUUCAGCUGCUGAACUAAUAAGACCUGGACAGAGACUCAUCGUUGCCCAGGGUGGGGAGGGGGGAUUAGGUAAUGCUUCUUUAGGAAAGGUUGUUAAGAACCAUAAACAUGAUAAGAAGGAUGACGAUGAAAGGGAUUUUAAUGUUUUGGACGAUGAAACCACACAUACUGCAGGCAAGCCAGGUUCAGAAGCCAUUCUCAUCUUGGAGCUCAAGAGUAUUGCUGAUAUCGGUCUGGUUGGCAUGCCUAAUGCUGGAAAAAGCACCCUCCUUGGAGCAAUUUCUAGGGCAAAACCUGAAAUAGGACAUUAUGCCUUCACGACACUGAGGCCCAAUAUGGGGAAUCUGAACUAUGAUGAUUUUUUUUCUGCUACGGUGGCCGACAUUCCUGGACUUAUAAAAGGUGCACAUGAAAACCGAGGAUUGGGGCAUGCCUUUCUCCGACACAUAGAACGCACAAAGAUUCUUGCGUAUGUAGUAGAUUUAUCGGCUUCAUUGGAUGGAAGAAAAGGGAUUCCACCGUGGGAACAGCUAAGAGACCUGGUUAUGGAGCUCGAAUGUCACCAGCCUGGGUUGUCUAAUCGGCCAUCUCUUGUAGUUGCUAACAAAAUUGAUGAGGCAGGUGCAAUUGAGGUCUAUGGAGAACUGAAAAAAAGAGUGCAGGGCGUCCCCACCUACCCUGUCUGUGCAGUCUUAGAGGAGGGUCUUCCAGAACUAAAAGUUGGUCUCAGACUUCUCCUAGAUGGUGUUCAGACCAGCAGAGUUAAACUGGACAGCAUUGUGGUCGAUUAAGGUCUGUCAUUCUUUAACUGAGGUCCGCCAUUGCGUGCACGAAGAGCAAUGGGUUCAUGUAAGAAAGGAAAUGGCGUCCAUAAUGUUGCCUUUGGCGGCACGAAGAUUUAUUGGCAUGUACAGCUUCUAUUUUGAACUAUACAUGCAAUAGCGCGGAAGAUGUCAGUCCAGAUAAGUAAAGUCUAUGCAGAACAAUUUCCUUUUUCCAGAUUACAAGUUUUACUUCGCUGAUUGUCUCGUACAAUUGGUUUUGGAGUCUUGGUACAUGGUGGUCGGCGCUUUCAUUCUUCACUCCAGGAUACAAUCUUAACUCAGAACAUUCUGCAGCACUUUCUUAGUCUUUGUACCAAAACUGUCAAAAUCACUUGGUGGAUGGCUAAUUAAGAAUUGAUGAUUUAUAUCAGAUAUGUACAAAUUGAUCACUGCUAUACUUUGGUUUCAUGGUGGAGCGAUUCAGAUUUAUUCUACAGUCUCGGACUAUGUCAACAGUGAAUGUGUCCGUCAUGUGUAAUUUGCCCCCAAAGUGUGUGGAACCCUGAAAGCACUGUUCCUGGCAAGCGGAUCAAACUAUCAUGCCCCUUACUUUCUCAA
Molecule: messenger RNA, 2382 nt
Organism: Nymphaea colorata (pocket water lily)
Lineage: Eukaryota; Viridiplantae; Streptophyta; Magnoliopsida; Nymphaeales; Nymphaeaceae
Product: probable GTP-binding protein OBGM, mitochondrial
Exons: 5
Coding region: 232-1791 (519 amino acids)
Cellular component (GO): mitochondrion
Molecular function (GO): GTPase activity; GTP binding
Source: RefSeq, a predicted model, not a curated record